Gracilinanus agilis (Agile Gracile Mouse Opossum) is the source of this 1430-nucleotide messenger RNA. It is a transcript of the gene CD5L, whose product is annotated as CD5 molecule like. Lineage: Eukaryota; Metazoa; Chordata; Mammalia; Didelphimorphia; Didelphidae. The record is from RefSeq and is a predicted model, not a curated record. Gene Ontology annotation, cellular component: membrane. The transcript is spliced from 6 exons. The coding region runs from base 1 to 1023 and encodes 340 amino acids.
AUGGUUCUACUCUUCUUCUGGAUACUUGCCAUAAGAACCCCAUUUGGCUUCUCAGACCCCCUUUAUGGUGUGCGCUUAGUGGGAGGCCAAAACCGUUGUGAAGGCCGGGUAGAGUUGUGGAAGGAUGGGCAAUGGGGCACUGUAUGUGAUGACCACUGGAAGAAAGAAACAGCGGCUAUGGUAUGCCGAGAGCUGCAAUGUGGACCAGUUAUGAAGACUCCUGUUGGCAGACUCUAUUCACCAAAAGCUGAGAAAGAUCAGCACAUUUGGAACCUGAUUUGCCAAGGAACAGAACAGACACUGGCAGAAUGUGAAGAAGAUGUUGUAGAUUGUGAUAAUCAUGAAGAAGAUGCAGGGGCAGUCUGUGAAGUCCCCCUUCAUUUAGAGGGAACCCGACUGGUUGAUGGCCCUGGACCCUGCACUGGCCGAGUGGAAGUGAAAUAUGCUGGGGAGUGGGGCACUGUGUGCAACGAAGGCUGGAACCUCCGAGAUGCCAAGGUGCUGUGUCGGGAGCUGGGCUGUGGGAGGCCCUUGCUGACCAAGAGAUCUUGUGAAAGGGAUCAGCAGGGCAGAGGAGAGAUCUGGCUGAGCCAAGUGGAAUGCCAAGGAUCUGAAGCAUCCCUGAGGGACUGCCCGGCUGCACCAGUGGGAGAGAACAACUGUACCCAUGAUGAUGAUGCCUGGGUCCAGUGUGAAGAACUGUUUGCCUUGAGGCUGGUGGAUGGAGGAGACAAGUGUUCAGGUCGUGUGGAGGUGUUUCACAAGGGCUUUUGGGGUUCUGUUUGCAACGAUGGCUGGGGAGAAAAGGAGGAUCAAGUGGUUUGCCAGGAGAUGAAGUGUGGUAAGGCCCUCUCCCAGAAGCCCAGAACCAGAAAGAGGUUUGGCCUUGGGAAAGGACCCAUCUGGUUGGAUGAUGUCCGCUGCAAGGGGAAGGAGACAUCCUUGGAACAAUGUCGACACCGCCUCUGGGGCCACCAUGACUGUACUCAUAGGGAAGACGUGUCCGUGGUCUGCUUUGGAUAAAGUAGGACCCUUUUUUUGGGAGCCUUCAGUCCAGCUCAGUUCUAAGAAUGUCUCCUGUCAGGUCUUGUGGAUUCCAUCUCUCCCUUGGUUGCUGAUGAACCAGAAGGCUUUAUCUGUUUCUCCUUCACUCCUACCAAGUUGUCUCUCAACCUGGGCUGUGGAAUCUGCCACCCUGAGAGCAGCCCUUUUAUUCCUUCCUGAAAAUAUAAUGUGCGAGGACAGAGGAAGGACAAAGCUGCCAGGGAGCUGAGCUCCUAUCAUUUCUAGUCUCAUCUCACUGCAAACUUGCCACCCCAACUUUCCUCUUCUCUCUUUGACCCACCUUGGAUUCUCCGGUUCUAUCUGGUUGGCACUUUUCCUUCUGAGUUUUCAGAACAGGACUAGUGUUUAUGAAUUAAUAAAAGCAU